GAGGAGCAAGAGUAUAAAACGGCAACAUGUGGCACAGACUGAGCUUGUCUCCAAAAUGAAGCUCGGUCGUCAGUCAGUCUGUACGCUCGCCUUCUUGAGUCUCUGCUUUAUGCUGAUCACAGUGAGAGAAUCAGACACCGCGUUCGUCCCAGGAAGAUGUUUGUGUCCACACACACGACAAGGUGUCAGGGGGAAACUGAAAGCGCUGACAGUAUACCCGAAAAGCCCCAGCUGUGACAGAUUAACAGUCAUAGUGACACUAAACAGUACCAAUGAUGCAGUGUGUCUGAAUCCGGAGGCGCCGAUGGGCAAACAACUGAUUCGCUGCUGGAAUAGAGCUCAAAAGUUGGGUCGUGAUGUGACGCUUUGCCUAAAGAGGAGGAGGAGGGGCAGAGGUCGGCAACGCUCUCGACUGAGGAGCCGGGGCCUCAACCAAAAAGCAUCCUCCUCUACGUCCCAAUAGUCAACCAACCAGACGGACGACUCAAACCUGAACGGAAAGAAACAAGUACAUGCAGCUUUAUUGCCAAGAUGGGGACUCCAGGUCACCUCAGGCAAACCGAGCCCCGGAGGCUUGUCAUAAAUGUUAACAGUUGUAUUUUUUGAACAGUCAAAUGUUCCAUGUUCUUUUUAUGUCUAAUUCUGUGUGAGCAGCUGGAAAAGCCGACUGAAAAUACUCAAUUGGUUAUUUAUUUUUAUAUAUCAAUAUAACAUUUUUCUGACAUCAUUUUUUUUAAAUAAAUAUAUCAGCAAAAAAACA
Messenger RNA from Pungitius pungitius (ninespine stickleback), 760 nucleotides. Its product is annotated as C-X-C motif chemokine 9-like. The record is from RefSeq and is a predicted model, not a curated record. Gene Ontology annotation, biological process: immune response. The coding region runs from base 56 to 463 and encodes 135 amino acids. Gene Ontology annotation, molecular function: chemokine activity. The transcript has 4 exons. NCBI's taxonomy places the organism in Eukaryota, Metazoa, Chordata, Actinopteri, Perciformes, Gasterosteidae. Gene Ontology annotation, cellular component: extracellular region.